GGGGAGGGGUGGAGAGAGACACGAGAUAUUGAGAGACUCAAAAAGAUAGCCCUGGGAGAACCACAGAGAGAUGGAAGAAGACUCUGAAAAAAAAAAAAAAAAGAAAAAAACAGAGACAAAGAUGGAAAGAGGAGUAUCGAGGGGGAACAGACAGUGGUGGAAUGAGCAAAACGCAGAGAAGAAAGCAAGCAAUCCAGGCGCCAGGAAUAGUGACACAGAGUUGGUGCAGCGGCCAUGUCUACAGCAAGAACCCCCUGGAUGUGGGUGCUCUGUGCUCUGAUCACAGCCUUGCUUCUGGGGGUCACAGAGCAUGUUCUCGCCAACGAUGAUGUUUCCUGUGACAAUCCGUCUAACACCGUGCCCUCUGGGAGCAACCAGGACCUGGGAGCUGGGGCCGGGGACGAUGCCCGGUCGGAUGACAGCAGCAGUCGCAUCAUCAACGGGUCCGACUGCGAUAAGCACACCCAGCCGUGGCAGGCUGCGCUGUUGCUAGGGCCCAACCAGCUCUACUGCGGGGGGGUGUUGGUGCAUCCACAGUGGCUGCUCACCGCCGCCCACUGCAGGAAGAAAGUUUUCAGAGUCCGUCUCGGCCACUACUCCCUGUCACCAGUUUAUGAAUCUGGGCAGCAGAUGUUCCAGGGGAUCAAAUCCAUCCCCCACCCUGGCUACUCCCACCCUGGCCACUCUAAUGACCUCAUGCUCAUCAAACUGAAUAGAAGAAUUCAUUCCAGUAAAGAUGUCAGACCCAUCAACGUCUCCUCUCAUUGUCCCUCUGCUGGGACAAAGUGCUUGGUAUCUGGCUGGGGGACAACCAGAAGUCCCCAAGUGCACUUCCCUAAGGUCCUCCAGUGCCUGAAUAUCAGCGUGCUAAGUCAGAAAAGGUGCGAGGAUGCCUACCCAAGACAGAUAGAUGACACCAUGUUCUGCGCCGGUGACGAGGCGGGUAGAGACUCCUGCCAGGGUGAUUCUGGGGGGCCGGUGGUCUGCAACGGCUCCCUGCAGGGACUCGUGUCCUGGGGAGAUUACCCUUGUGCCAAGCCCAACAGACCGGGCGUCUACACCAACCUCUGCAAGUUCACCAAGUGGAUCCAGGAAACCAUCCAGGCCAACUCUUGAGUCAUCCCAGGACUGAGCACACCGGCAUCCCCACCUGCUGCAGGGACAGCCCCGACACUCCUUUCAGACCCUCAUUCCUUCCCAGAGAUGUUGCGAAUGUUCAUCUCUCCAGUCCCGGACCCCAUGUCUUCUGGACUCAGGGUCCGCUUCCCCCACGGUUGGCUGACCCUGUUUCUCUAGCUGAACCCUGGGAACAGUUUCCACAACUGCCCAGGAUGGGGGUUGCAUCCCACUCUCCCUGCGGCACUUUCAUCCCGAAACUCAAGGCCCAUCCCUUCUCUGCAGCUCUGCCCCAAAUUUAGUCCUAGAAAUAAACUGACUGAGAAGUGGACUCU
Messenger RNA from Rhinopithecus roxellana (golden snub-nosed monkey), 1451 nucleotides. It is a transcript of the gene KLK5, whose product is annotated as kallikrein related peptidase 5. Gene Ontology annotation, biological process: extracellular matrix disassembly; positive regulation of antibacterial peptide production; amelogenesis. Gene Ontology annotation, molecular function: serine-type endopeptidase activity. The transcript is spliced from 6 exons. Bases 235 to 1116 code for a protein of 293 amino acids. The record is from RefSeq and is a predicted model, not a curated record. Lineage: Eukaryota; Metazoa; Chordata; Mammalia; Primates; Cercopithecidae.